UUGCGGUAGAAUAUAUGCUCUUAUUGGUCACAUUAUCUCUGUGAUGUAGAUAGUGCUUUAUAACAUAACCUAUAAUUUUCUUAGAAGCAUUUGCAAGUAUAUACUAUAAUGCAGCAUAAGGAAUGUUCAUGUAUUUGUUAGUUACAGGAUAUUGUAUUAAAUUGUUAAAUUUUAAUAUUUUUAAUUAUUAAGCAUAAUGGCUCAAACAAGAGUGGAAAAAGUCGGAACUAUUUAUACGAGAAUUUCAUCAUUAAUAUAUGGAGGUGCAAAGGCUGAAACAGAAAAACCACUGUGGUAUACCAUAUAUGAAGCAUUUCCACCCAAAUAUGAACCAAAAUAUGAUAGAGCUACACCAUAUAUACCAAUAAGACCGAUCUAUUAUAAAGAAGACGUUAUACGCGCACGAUUUCACAAGGAUUGCAAAAAUCUAGAUCUAAUAAACUUAAGUAAUAAAAAGUAUCCGUCGCAAACAAAGAAAUUUCUUGAUACAUAUAAUGAAUUACGAAUGCUCAAUUUGUCUGAUGAGGCAGCUUAUGAACAGGCACUAGAAAAAUUUAAUUUUAGUUCAGCAAAUGUAGAAGAUUAAAAACAAUCAAAAAAACAAGAAUAAUAUGUAAUAUGACGUAUAGACAUUUUAUUUUUAGUUAAUAUAUAAUACACUCAUGGUAUUUACUCUUUCAUAAAAGGGAAUAGUUAAUCUUAUUUGUAAUAAAUAUGUAUGCGUAAUAAAAUAUAUGAAACAUAAUGCAUUGAAUACAAAUAUGAAUAUGCAUUAAAUGAACAUAUAAUUUUGUGUAGACACCUGUGUAAUAUCAUAACUUGUGUUAUGAUAUUAAUUUAUAAUCUUAUUAAAAGCAUCAAUAUUCUUUAAAUAAAAGAGACAAAUAAAAUGAGCCUUUCUAUU
This is a messenger RNA of Vespa velutina, 904 nucleotides long. It is a transcript of the gene mRpS23, whose product is annotated as 28S ribosomal protein S23, mitochondrial. The coding region runs from base 197 to 586 and encodes 129 amino acids. Gene Ontology annotation, biological process: translation. The record is from RefSeq and is a predicted model, not a curated record. Gene Ontology annotation, molecular function: structural constituent of ribosome. Gene Ontology annotation, cellular component: ribosome; mitochondrion. The transcript has 4 exons. NCBI's taxonomy places the organism in Eukaryota, Metazoa, Arthropoda, Insecta, Hymenoptera, Vespidae.